Molecule: messenger RNA, 1806 nt
Organism: Striga asiatica
Lineage: Eukaryota; Viridiplantae; Streptophyta; Magnoliopsida; Lamiales; Orobanchaceae
Source: the annotation of a GenBank genome assembly
UUUACAUGGAAAAAGACAUAAAUACCCCUCAACAUCCAUGUAAUUACAAUAACAUACCAUAUAAAUAUUAAAAUAUCACUGUUACCUCAUUGCCCUAAUCUGGUGUGAAUUCGAAGUGAAGAGGAGAAAGAACUCAUCGUUAAUUCCGUCGCACACCGUACCAAACCCCAGAUUUUGCAGAGACGAGCACGAGCGGGGGAAGAUGCCAUAUUGCUUCAGUAUUUUCGUCUGGAAGAAAAGUGCGAAAUUUUUUUACACGGAGCGACAGAUAUGUGAAAGAGGGGCGAAUUGAUUUUCAGAAAUACAAGGCAAAUACACAUCCGAGCUCAAAGGAGAAAUUUUUAGGGCUGCUUGUUAAAGUUGGGGCACACCUCAAAAUCGCACCGAUAUGUGACCGCUGGGAAGAAUUACAACAAAUUCUUGCAGAUAAAAAAUCUUCUCUUUCAUCAUCUGAUACUGACGGCUCAAGCGUGGCAGAUUGCGUUGUUCAUGCUCACUCAGAUUUGUAUUGGCCGAGCAUGAGAAAAAUGCCUGGAAUUAUGAGCCAAAUGCCACCUAUUCCUGUGUUCUUAAAGGAGGACCUUGCAAGCAGUGUAUUUCUACGCUCAUCUCAGCAUCUACGAGAUUAUUAUCCUCGCCAAUUGGGGCUGUGCAGUUUUACCUGCAACAGAAAUCGGGAGAAAAGUCCUCGUUCGCCUGUUCGAAAAUUUCCUUGCUCCACGAUGAGGCUUUUAAGAUUCAAGUUCUUAGGUGUCUGUGCGUUUUCUUCGUCGUCCUUGCCAAUUACCAAUAAUAGUAAUGAUGAAUCCUCUGGACUCUCUUUCAUUCACAGUGAUGCAUCUCAGCCUCCUUUUCUUUCGGAUUAUUUAACUAGCCCAGCUGAAAACGAUGGAAGUCCAUCUCAAGGAUUAUCAUCUUUGGCAGGAGGAAUAGUAGCACUGGGAAAGUUUGAUGCCCUUCAUAUUGGUCAUAGGGAGCUCGCAAUUCAAGCUGCAAAGAUUGGAGUUCCAUUUCUAUUGUCCUUCGUUGGAAUGGCUGAGAUACUUGGGUGGGAAGCCAGGCCUCCUGUAGUUGCCAAAUGUGAUCGGAAGCGAGUUCUCUCAUCUUGGGCCCCACUAUGUUCUAAUAUUACACCCAAGGAAUUUCACAUUGAGUUCUCGAAAGUUCGAUAUCUUUCUCCACGUCAGUUUGUUGAGAAAUUAUCAGACGAGCUUGGAGUUGGUGGGGUUGUGGCAGGUCAGAACUACCGGUUUGGGUAUAAAGCUGCUGGCGACUCAUCUGAUUUGGUUCAAUUGUGCAAUGAAUAUGGCAUGAAAGCCUCUAUAGUAGAUUCUGUCAUGGAUAAAAAGCAAGAGUAUUUCAAGGAGAUUGAUCAUCAUCAUCUUAACGGAACAAUAAACGAGCGAGGCCAAGUAUCAUCCACUCGAGUUCGGCUUGCGCUUGCCGAUGGUGACAUGAAUUACGUGUCACAACUGUUGGGCCGCAAUCAUCGCCUUAUGAUGAUGGUUAAAAACGAGGAAAAUCUUUUACGAGAUGGUAAAAAGUUGUCGGCUUCUAGGUCGUGUUUGUUGAACCUUCCACCCAAAGAAGGUUUUUAUAGUAAUUGUUCUCUAGUGAUUGGGGAAAACGAGAGUUUCGUGCCAUGCAGAAUCGUUAUUGAUACGACAACUAUACAUAUGGAACUCGACGAGUUAUCAUCUCCUCACAUAAUUUUUUCGAAUCGGAACUUUGACUUGUUGGGAAUUGAAUUUGGUGACUCCAGAGUUUGAUAUUUUUAUAUAGAUUUUGCCGGAUGGAUAGAUUUUU